AUGGAAAAGGAGAUGAUAAAUGCAAAGAGACAAAUGGUGAGUGGAAAAGACGGAGAAGAUUAUGAGAGGGAAAGACUGAGUGACUUGCCUGAGUGCAUUUUGCUCCAUAUAAUGAAAUUUAUGAACACAAGACAUGCCGUACAGACUUGUGUGUUGUCUAAACGAUGGAAGGACCUUUGGAAACGUCUCACUAGUUUCUCUAUGAGUUACUACAAUGGGAGGAUUCACAGUUAUAACAAUUUUCUGUCUCGGUUUCUGUUUUGUCGUGAUGAUUCGAUUUCGCUACUCAAUCUUGAUUUCAUUGUCUUCCGUUCCACUGCACGCAGCAAACUCCUGAAGAACAUCCUAGAACAUGCUGCUUCGCACAAUAUCCAGCAGCUGACAAUUACAACAGAUUUCACAUUAACAAAAAUACCCAAUUCUUUUGUCCCUCUCAUUUUUGGCUGUCAUUCUUUGAAAUCUCUUGAGCUUUUCAUGAGUUCUGGCUCUACCUUGAAUCUUCCAAAAUCUCUGCUGUUACCAUCACUAAAAAGCCUGCAUCUCACCAAUGUUAGUUUUGCCGCAAGUGACAAUGGCUGCACUGAGCCCUUUUCAAAUUGGGCAAGGUGCUUUGAAAAUGAACAAGGAAUCUCAUUUGAUAAAGAAAUCAUCAUCAGUGAACGAGGCACACCAGAGGCCACCGGUGAUAAUCUACACGCAUUCUCCGAAGGUGAUUCAGAUGCACGCAGAAACUUCAUGGAACUCGUUCAGAAUCUCACCGGACUCUAUCGCGCUGGCCACGACCCCGAGGACGCCGACGAGGCCGACUUGAAACCGCCGACGCCGCCGCGGAAGGAGGAGCCGAAGGCGAACGAAGCGGCGUCGCCGGAGGAGGUGGAGAGUAGUUGCUGCAACUGCGUGGCUCCGCUGAUCCCUGAUUACAACAACGCCAAUAAUUAUGCGGUAUUUGAAUCCGAUUUGAAUAAGCCCUUGCUCACCUUCGCGAAUCCCUCCUUCUUCUCAGGAUGA
Messenger RNA from Glycine soja, 1008 nucleotides. Its product is annotated as putative F-box/LRR-repeat protein At5g02930. Gene Ontology annotation, molecular function: protein binding. The transcript is spliced from 2 exons. The record is from RefSeq and is a predicted model, not a curated record. Lineage: Eukaryota; Viridiplantae; Streptophyta; Magnoliopsida; Fabales; Fabaceae. The coding region runs from base 1 to 1008 and encodes 335 amino acids.